Molecule: messenger RNA, 1064 nt
Organism: Seriola dumerili (greater amberjack)
Lineage: Eukaryota; Metazoa; Chordata; Actinopteri; Carangiformes; Carangidae
Product: CD209 antigen-like protein E
Exons: 6
Coding region: 57-977 (306 amino acids)
Biological process (GO): biological process involved in interspecies interaction between organisms
Cellular component (GO): external side of plasma membrane
Molecular function (GO): fucose binding; D-mannose binding
Source: RefSeq, a predicted model, not a curated record
UGCAAUUACAAAAGGAGAAGUCAUACAGGUCUUCGGGAAGUACCUACAGUACUGCAAUGGAGAAUCCACUGGGGAGGACAGAUAAUGGGCAGAAAAUAUCAUUCAUACCAAAGUUUUCUAAAGUUUUCUUCAAUAAUGAUGCAGAUUUUCACUCUCGCAAUGGUGGAGAUGGAUUUAAUCGAUGGGCUAUUCUGUGUCUGGGACUGCUGAACUUUGUUCUGCUGAUAGUUGCUGUUGUUCUUGGGAUUAACUGUGCCAAAGUCAAACAGGGUUCCCCCCAGGUUUCCCACUCAGCUGCAACACAGCUCAUCGACGAGCUGAACUAUCUCCGUAGCAACCACAGCGACGUGAUCGAGGCCGAAGAGGAGGCCAAGAAGGAGCUACAGAGGGAGAUCAAAAACCAUGCACAGCUAAAGGUGCAAAUUCAGCAGCUGAAGACCGUGAAUAACGGUUAUCAGAGACAGAUCGAGGGACUGCGAGCAGAGAAGACAGCUCUGCAGUCCAAUAUGUCAGCUUUGGAGGGAACCUGUGGUAGAUGCCUCUCUUCGUGGACUCUUCUCAACUCAACCUGCUAUUUCUUUUCUUACACUGAAUCCUCCACUGUCAAGAGGAACUGGCCAGAUAGCAGAGCAGACUGUAUCAGCCGUGGAGCCGACCUGGUUGUGAUUGAUAACCCUGAGGAGCAGACAUUUCUGAGUGACAUGAUAGAAACCAUGAAAGGUAACCGUAACGUGUGGGACAGUGGAUUCUGGAUCGGUCUCACCGACACAGGGACAGAGGGGACAUGGGUCUGGAUUAAUAAUGUCACCGAGGUGGAACAGAGGUACUGGAUGGAAGGAGAACCAAACGACCAAGGAUAUCAGGGAGAGGACUGUGCUGUUGCCGUUCAUAGUUCCUCUAGUCCCUGGAAGACCCGGUAUGAUGGAAACUGCCAGAAGAAAAAGAUACACUGGAUAUGUGAAAUACCAUCAAAAUAAACCUUGGAUACAUUCCUGGCAUACCGCUGAAGCAGAAAAUACAGGCACAUGUUUGUAAAUGUCUUUAAUAAAAUAACUUUAAAUGUG